AUGUCUAACAAAUUCCAUUGUGAUGUUUGUUCAGCUGAUUGCACGAACAGAGUAAGAGUGUCAUGUGCUAUCUGCCCGGAAUACGACUUAUGUGUACCCUGCUAUUCACAAGGCUCAUAUACAGGAAACCAUCGCCCUUACCACGAUUAUAGAAUAAUAGAAACCAAUUCAUAUCCUAUUCUUUGUCCUGAGUGGGGUGCAGAUGAAGAACUGCAAUUAAUCAAGGGAGCGCAGACUUUAGGGCUCGGUAACUGGCAAGAUAUCGCUGAGCAUAUAGGUAGCAGGGACAAGGAAGAAGUUAAAGAGCAUUACCUGAAGUAUUAUCUGGAAAGCAGUUACUAUCCUAUACCUGAUAUUACUCAAAACAUACACGUACCGCAAGACGAAUUUUUAGAACAACGAAGACAUAGAAUUGAAUCAUUCAGGGAAAGACCGUUAGAACCCCCUAGGAAGCCUAUGGCAUCAGUUCCGAGCUGUCACGAAGUUCAAGGUUUCAUGCCUGGUAGAUUGGAGUUUGAAACAGAGUUUGAGAACGAAGCAGAGGGACCAGUCAAAGAUAUGGUUUUUGAACCCGAUGAUCAGCCUUUGGAUAUUGAACUAAAGUUUGCCAUCUUGGACAUAUAUAAUUCUAGAUUGUCAACAAGAGCAGAAAAGAAAAGGUUAUUGUUUGAUAACCAUUUGAUGGAUUACAGAAAAUUGCAAGCCAUUGAUAAAAAAAGAAGCAAAGAAGCUAAAGAAUUGUACAACCGAAUCAAACCAUUUGCUCGCGUUAUGGCUGCACAGGAUUUUGAAGAAUUUAGCAAGGAUAUACUGGAAGAGCUACAAUGCAGGACAAGGAUACAGCAAUUACAAGAAUGGAGAAGCAAUGGUUUAACGACGUUAGAAGCAGGCCUUAAAUACGAUCGAGAUAAGCAAGCAAGAAUUAGCACGUACGAGAAAUUUGGCUCUUCUACGAUGGCAUCAUUAAAUGAGGGCAGUAGUCGUUACAGAUCAAAUUCCGCGCAUAGAUCGAAUGCAGAAUAUUCUCAGAAUUAUAGCGAAAAUGGUGGCAGGAAGAAAAACAUGACUAUAAGUGAUAUUCAGCAUGCAUCUGACUAUGCAUUGUUGUCCAAUGACGAGCAGCAACUGUGUAUACAGCUCAAAAUUUUACCAAAGCCAUACCUUGUAAUCAAAGAAGUCGUGUUCAGGGAGUUACUAAAGACUGGCGGCAACCUAAGCAAAAGCGCAUGUAGGGAACUACUGAAUAUAGAUGCAAUUAAAGCAAAUAGAAUAUACGAUUUUUUUCAAAGUCAAAACUGGAUGUAA
Molecule: messenger RNA, 1305 nt
Organism: Saccharomyces eubayanus
Lineage: Eukaryota; Fungi; Ascomycota; Saccharomycetes; Saccharomycetales; Saccharomycetaceae
Gene: ADA2
Product: chromatin-binding transcription regulator ADA2
Exons: 1
Coding region: 1-1305 (434 amino acids)
Biological process (GO): regulation of transcription by RNA polymerase II; chromatin remodeling
Cellular component (GO): SAGA-type complex; nucleus
Molecular function (GO): transcription coactivator activity; chromatin binding; zinc ion binding
Source: RefSeq, a predicted model, not a curated record